Messenger RNA from Lampris incognitus (smalleye Pacific opah), 4231 nucleotides. Its product is annotated as GA-binding protein subunit beta-2-like. The record is from RefSeq and is a predicted model, not a curated record. Lineage: Eukaryota; Metazoa; Chordata; Actinopteri; Lampriformes; Lampridae. Gene Ontology annotation, biological process: positive regulation of transcription by RNA polymerase II. Gene Ontology annotation, cellular component: nucleus. Gene Ontology annotation, molecular function: transcription cis-regulatory region binding; protein binding. The transcript is spliced from 8 exons. Bases 108 to 1535 code for a protein of 475 amino acids.
AACAAAUGACAAUCUUGCUUUGCAAAGAAGUUGCUUAAAUGCAGCUAUCAAAUACGAAUUAAUACCACCGUAACUGACAACCGCUCUUCUGGCAGCGUCCUUUUGAGAUGUCGCUCGUGUAUCUCGGGAAGCGUUUGUUGGAGGCGGCCCGGGCUGGCCAGGACGAUGACGUCAGAACUUUGAUGGCCAAUGGGGCUCCGUUCACCACGGACUGGCUGGGCACGUCCCCGCUGCACCUGGCCGCUCAGUACGGCCAUCACUCCACCGCUGAGGUGCUGCUGCGUGCGGGGGUUAGCAGGGACGCCCGCACCAAGGUGGACAAGACCCCUCUGCACAUGGCCGCCACGGAGGGACACUCGAGCAUAGUGGAGCUGUUAGUCAGAAGCGGAGCGGACAUAAAUGCCAAAGAUAUGCUGAAGAUGACGGCGCUCCACUGGGCGGCGCAGCACGGCCACAAGGAGGUGGCCGUGCUCCUGCUCAAGUACGGCGCCGACGUGCACUCCCUCAGCAAGUUUGACAAGACGCCCUUCGACAUCGCCAUGGAUACCAGCAACACCGAGCUGAUGAUACUGCUACAGGAUGGCAUGCAGAACCAGGUGAUGAUGAACCCGGAGCAGCAGUACAUCCUCCCUGCAGGUGGGGUGGUUAACCUCUCAGAACUGGUCACCACCACGCCCACCACCCACACCAGCACCACAUCAGGCAAAUCAGAAGAGGCCGUAGCUGUCGAGUCUGUGGAUUCAGCCAUUCAGCAUGUGGUGGGUGAUGGGGGUCAGAGGGUCAUCACCAUAGUGACGGACCAACACGGCAACCUCCAGCCAGCGGGUCUUGGCCAGCAGUUCUUUGUGACCAUGCAGGGACAGCAAAUGGUGGCUGUGCCGGCCACUGCCAUAGCUGAGGAGAUUGUGGAGGAGCAGCCUCGACAAGCCACCCCCACUCACAAGAGGAAGCCAGACCCUCCAGCCAAUCAUAGUAGCCCCAAAGAGAAGAAGGCUAAGGACAGCCGUGAGCAGCUCCAGCGCCAGCUGCAGGAGGCCAAGAGGAGGGCACAGGAGUACCGCGAGCAGCUCCUUAGGAAGGAGCAGGAGGCAGAGCAGUAUCGCCUCAGACUGGAGCAGGCCAUGGCCAGCAGCAACAGCUCAGCCACCAACAUCAGCACUAUCACUGUUAUCACCAACACCACCGGCAUCGCCAAGCUGAAAGAAGAGCUUGAGGAGGUGGUCAUAGAGGAGCAGCUGGAGAUCAAGGCAGGAGUCAAGGUGGGUGAGAUAAAAGCAGAGCAGCAGGAUGUAGAGGAGGCUGUAACUGAGGAAGCGGUGAGGAAGAAAAGAGGAGAAGCAGCGGAGGAGGAGGAGGCCGUUGUUAGGCUUCCAGAGGACCCGAUACUGGUGAAUGAGGGUGAGCUGGAUGCUGCUGAAGGCAAUCAACUGGCAUUUGAGGACACAGAGGAAAUGGAGGCGCAUCUGAGAAAGACCACCAGCCACCCCAGGCGAGGCCGGGGGAGAGGCCGGGGCAGAGGGAGACACAGAUGCUAGGAUGCGGAAAUGUGUUUUACAUUUUAUACAUUUCUUGUCAAGUUAUUUCCAUCGAUCUCCUUCUAUUGUUCUUCUAUACGGACUUUUUUGUAAAUAUCUUAACAUCUGCACGCCAGACACUGCUGGUUUGAUGUAUUUGCAAGCUCACGUUGAGCCUGAAGAGGGAGCCGUUGAACCCAGACCGUGACGAUGCUCAGUUCUUCAUCACAUCGUCACUCUGGCUUUUUUCUCACCUUCACUAGAACUGGAUGGGAACUGACUGACAGUUGGGAUGUGCCAGCUACAAUGGCUGGUGCAUUCUGAAAUUCACCUUGUAUUUUAUAACUAAAAUAGAGUUUAAGGACAGGACGAGAUUAAAAAUUUGACUGUGGAGGAUUCCCGAGUCGGAGUCCGGUCCCUUUUUUCUUGGGGCAGCUAAACAUUUGGACAACAUGACCCAUCAUAAUGUUACAGGCACCAAGACAAUGCUAAAUGUGCCUUAAAUUUUCAGUUUGUUAACAGGAACAGGAAGAGGAUUUCGCUGACUGACAGCUGAUGAGUGAACUCUUUUGAGUGCAGAAUUGAAGUGGCUCAACUUGAAAUGAGUCCCGUUCCCCUUUAGUUUUGUUUGUGCUGUUCCAUGUUCAAGUUUGAGUCAAUCCCCCGUCCUUUGGGUUCCUGCUGUCUCAUGUGUCAUGUUGUGAAAGAAUUACAGACCGUUUAUCAUGUGUCUGAGUAGAGGAUUAGAGGUGGAGAGAACUGUUGAACUAAAAGUUCUCCUUGUUUUUCAAAAUUUUUAACAUUUUUUGAGGAUUGUUCCUCAUUUUUCCCCCCAAUUGUACUUGGCGAAUUACUUCACUCUUCUGAGCCGUCCCAGUCGCUGCUCCACCCCCUCUGCCGAUCCGGGGAGGGCUGCAGACUACCACAUGCCUCCUCCGAUACACGUGGAGUCGCCAGCCGCUUCUUUUCACCUGACAGUGAGGAGUAUCGCCAGGGGGACGUAGUGCGUGAGAGGAUCAUGCUGUUACCCCCAGCCCCCCCCCCCAAACAAGCGCCCGACCGACCAGAGGAGGCGCUAGUGCAGUGACCAGGACACAUACCCACAUCUGUCUUCCCACCCGCAGACACGUCCAAUUGUGUCUGUAGGAUCGCCUGACCAAGCUGGCGGUAACACCAGGAUUCGAAUCGGAGAUCCCCAUGUUGGUAGGCAACGAGAUAGACUGCUAUGCUAUCCAGACGCCCUUGUUUUUCCAUUUUUCCCUUUAUCUCCAUGUCUUCAUCAUGAGAAAUCAUGAUUCAUCAUUUCAUCUUUCAUAAAAGGGACAGCUCAUGUUGGACGGUUUGGAGACAAAGCAAGAGAGGCAAGAUUGAGAUGGUUUGGACAUGUGUGGAGGAGAAAUGCUGGGUAUAUUGGGAGAAGGAUGCUGAAUACGGAGCUGCCAGGGAAGAGGGAAAGAGGAAGGCCAAAGAGGAGGUUUGUGGAUGUGGUGAGAGAGGACAUGCAGGUGGCUGGUGUGACAAAGGAAGAUACAGAAGACGGGAAGAAAUGUAAACGGAGGAUCCGCUGUGGCGAUCCCUAACGGGAGCAGCCAAAAGUAGUAGUAGUAGUAGCAGUAUAUCUCCAUGUCUUCAUCAGACCCUUGAUCACCUAAUGGUGCCUAGUUGGAUCCUUGUGUAACGUAAUGUAGGUGGUACCGUAUGUGUUGGUGGGUGACUCCCCAGGUUAAAGCCUGGUGGUGGAGGUGGGAAUGAGUGAGCAUGUUUACACUUGUAUGUGACUGUCAAGACUGAUGCUGAGGUGGUGGAGGUCGACUUGUUUGUAUAUACAUAUUAUAUUUGUGUGUGUGUGUGUGUACAUGUUCUCAGGCCAAGCUUUUGGGCAUUACCAACCAUUUUUAUUUACAGUCAAAAAUUACACAGACCCUAUAACAGAGAUGUUUGUACCAAUGCUAUAUAAUGUAUUUAUAGAUGCUCCCUGACCACAGUACCACUGUCAGAUUAGGACACCGUCUACCUUGUUUUCACUUUGUUCUCAAACCUCACCCUUUUAAUUGCUGGCAUUCUGAAAACAAGUUGCUGGCUUUAACGACCACAGGCUAUGACAUCAUCAAGUGAAUGAGUCCCACCGGGGCAGCGCAGUGUCAGCUGAAGAAAUAAAUCUGAGUCCUCAUGGCAGUGUUGGGACCGCACUUAACGACCAUGCUUUCAAUCAGUUUGAUUGGUCAGAUACACCUCCCCUCCAAUUAAACCCAAUUAGUUGUUAAUCAGUUAUGCACAUUUGACUGCUCAACUCUGCUACAGACUGUAGAAUGUGUCGGUGCACAUUGUUGUACACAUUUGCACCCUUAAAGAUGUGUUCAUAGAGAAAAGUCUUUUCUCUGAAAAUGUUAAGAGAACAUUUUUUUCCAGUUUAGGUCACUGCACAAUAUGUGUUCCUCAGCAAUAACCUGCAGUCCCUCAUCCAGUUCACUUACAUGUUGUGUCCGUGUUCAGACGGCCGGUGUAAGUUAAUUAGCAUGUAGCACUACAGCCUGAGGUCCUCAUUUUGAACCACGUUCUCUUUUCUAUUCCAGUUUACAGCUGCCAUCACUUUAUCUUCCAGUUUGGGAGACAGAAAAACACAAAGCCUUUAGGAAGCAAAAUUUUAAACAAAUGACUAAAAAUAUUCUUUAUGUUUUUGUAUCUGGAAUACACUUUUUUUUAAGGAAAAAUGUUAC